GGUUGGUGUCGGGAGGAGCAGCGGGCGGAGGUCCCGGGUCAGGAUGUCGGCUCAGGUCCGCCUGAAGCGGCUGGAGGAGCUGCUGCUGGAGCAGAAGGCGGCGGGAUGUUUGAGCGUAGAGGCGCUGCUCGACCUGCUGCUCUGCCUUUACACCGAGUGCAGUACCAGCGGCCCCCUCAAGAGGGAGAAGCACGUCACCGACUUCCUGCAGUGGGUUAAACCGUUCACCACCACUGUGAGGGACAUGCGUCUGCACCGGGACGACUUUGAAAUGUUGAAGGUGAUUGGACGAGGAGCUUUUGGAGAGGUUGCCGUGGUGAAGAUGAAACACACAGAACGUGUUUAUGCCAUGAAGAUUCUCAACAAGUGGGAGAUGUUAAAGAGAGCUGAGACUGCGUGUUUCCGUGAAGAGCGUGACGUCCUGGUCAAAGGAGACAGUCAGUGGAUCACAACUCUUCACUACGCUUUCCAGGACGACAACUAUCUGUACCUGGUCAUGGAUUACUACGUUGGUGGGGACCUGCUGACUCUGCUCAGUAAGUUCGAGGAUCGUCUUCCUGAGGACAUGUCAAAGUUCUACCUGGCUGAGAUGGUUCUCGCCAUCCACUCCAUCCACCAGCAAAACUACAUCCACAGAGAUAUUAAGCCUGACAACGUCCUGCUGGACGUCAACGGUCACAUCCGCCUGGCCGACUUUGGAUCCUGUCUCCGCAUGAUGGAGGACGGCACGGUCCAGUCCUCAGUGGCCGUGGGCACACCAGACUACAUCUCCCCAGAGAUUCUCCAGGCCAUGGAGGACGGGAUGGGUCGUUAUGGACCAGAGUGUGACUGGUGGUCUCUGGGAGUCUGCAUGUAUGAGAUGCUGUAUGGAGAAACGCCGUUCUACGCGGAGUCGCUGGUGGAAACCUACGGCAAGAUCAUGAACCAUGAGGAACGGUUCCAGUUUCCCUCCCAUGUGACUGACGUAUCAGAUGAUGCUAAAGACCUGAUCCAGCGCCUGAUCUGCUCACGAGAACGUCGGCUGGGUCUAAACGGGAUCUCUGACUUCAAAAGCCAUCCCUUCUUCUGCGGGAUCGACUGGGACAACAUCCGGUCCACUGAGGCCCCCUAUAUCCCAGAUGUGUCCUCCCCCACUGACACUUCCAACUUUGAUGUGGAUGACGAUGUUCUCAAGAACCCGGACAUCGGUCCGCCGCCCUCUCACACUGGAUUCACCGGUCAGCAUCUCCCCUUCGUUGGCUUCACCUUCACCACCGACAGCUCCUUCUCUGACCGCCGCUUCACUAACCGGACACAGGAGGACAGGGGCGGGGCCAGCGGUAACCAGGAGGUGGAAGUGUUUGAAAAGAGGAUCCGCCUCCUUGAGGAGGAGAAACAGGAGCUGAGCCGCAGGCUGCAAGAGUGGACUCAGGCUGUGCAGGCUCGAGGAGGAACUUUGAGUCGAGACAAAGAAAUCAAGAAACUCAACGAGGAGAUUGAGCGUCUCAAGAAGAAGUUGGCAGACUCUGAUAGGCUGGAGCACCAGCUGGAGGAGGCGGUCACCCUUAGACAGGACUAUGAAAGCUCCGCCUCCAAACUGAAGACAAUGGAGAGACAGGUGAAGAACCUGAGACAGGAGAAGGACGACGUCCAUAAGCAGCAGCUGUCCGAUGCCCUCGAGCGUCUGCACUCUCAGACGAAGGAGCUGAAGGAGGCGCACUCUCAGAGGAAGGUGGCGCUGCAGGAGUUCUCUGAGCUGUCAGAGAGGACGUCGGAGCUGCGCUCCUCCAAACAGCGACUGUCCCGUCAGCUGCGGGACAAAGAGGACGAGAUGGACGCCGUCCUGCAGAAGAUGGAAGCCACGAGACAGGAGAUCCGCAAGACUGAGAAGAACCGCAAGGAGCUGGAAGCUCAGCUGGACGAUGCCAGGGCGGAGGCGUCGAAGGAGAGGAAGCUGCGGGAGCACAGUGAGUCGUACUCCAAACAGCUGGAGGUGGAGCUAGAGGGCUUGAAGUCUCUGCAGGGACGCGGAGCGGCCACUGGGGGAACGGAGUCUCAGCAGGAGCUGUCCCGUCUGAAGGCGGAGCUCGAUAAGAAGGUCUUGUUCUAUGAGGAGGAGCUGCUGCGGAGAGACUCCGCCCUCUCCUCUGAGAUCAAAAAUCUGCGCAAAGACCUGCACGAGUCCGAGGGAGCACAGCUCGCCGCCAACAAGGAGCUGCUGCAGUUGCAAGACAAGCUGGACAAGGUCAAGAGGGACAGACAGAGUGAGAUGGACGAAGCCGUCGUAGCCCUGAAGGAGAAAUAUGAGAGAGAGAAAAAUCUGCUGACACAAGAAAAUCGCAAGAUGACAGCAGAGACUGACAAGUUGUGUUCAUUUGUGGACAAACUGACGGCUCAGAACCGGCAGCUGGAGGACGAGCUGCAAGAUCUGUCGUCCAAGAAGGAGAGCGUGGCUCACUGGGAGGCUCAGAUCGCCGAGAUCAUCCAGUGGGUGAGCGACGAGAAGGACGCUCGAGGUUAUCUUCAGGCUCUGGCCACGAAGAUGACGGAGGAACUGGAGACGCUGAGGAGCUGCAGCCUGGGAACCAGAGCUCAGCUUGAGUCAGGAGUGGCCACACCUCCUAGGAAGGCCUGGCCUCCUAUUGGUGGUGACAGGAGGGACCCACUGUGGAAGGUGCGGCGCAGUCAGAAGCUGGACAUGUCGGCGCGGCUCGAGCUGCAGUCGGCACUGGAAGCAGAGAUCCGAGCAAAACAGCUGAUUCAGGAGGAGCUACGUAAGGUCAAGGCUGCUCACAUCAACCUGGAGAGUAAGCUGAAGGAGGCAGAGGAGAGGAGCAGGGAGGUGGGGGAGCAGAUGGACAAUCUGAAGAAGGAGGUGGAGGAGAACCGCUCCCGCUCUGACAAAGGUCUGAAACUUCCAGAUUUCCAAGACUCAAUUUUUGAGUAUUUCAACACUUCACCUCUGGCUCCAGAUCUAACAUUCAGAACUACAGACAUAGACUCCACCCCUCAGAGGUCAGAGGUCACGUCUCCAUCAUCUUCUGCUGCCUCUGAACACGAGGUCGUUUCAGUGGCGUCUGUCCCAGUAAGCCCCGCCCCCAUCUACCAGAGCUCAGCUCUGACCACACCAAAGCCUAAAGCCCAUGAGCUGAGCAUUAAGACGUUCUCCAGUCCCACACAGUGCACACACUGCAGCUCACUGAUGGUCGGCCUCAUGCGUCAGGGAUUCGCCUGUGAAGUGUGUUCCUUCAUCUGCCACGUUUCCUGUAAAGACCACGCCCCCCUGGUCUGUCCAAUCCCAGCAGAGCAGGCCAAGCGGCCGCAGGGCGUCGACGUCCAGAGAGGCAUCGGCACCGCCUACAAGGGUUACGUCAGGAUUCCCAAGCCCAGUGGGGUGAAGAAGGGCUGGCAGCGGGCGUUUGCCGUGGUGUCCGACUGUAAACUCUUUCUCUACGAUGUCCCAGAGGGAAAGUCCACUCAGCCCGGGGUGGUGGCCAGUCUGGUCCUGGAUCUCAGAGAUGAGGAGUUCUCCGUCAGCUCUGUCCUGGCAUCAGAUGUGAUCCAUGCCACCAGAAAGGACAUCCCCUGCAUUUUCAGGGUGACUUCCUCGCAGCUGAUCUCGCAGCUCUCCUCUGUGUCCCUGUUGGUCCUGGCGGAGAGCGAGGUGGAGAAGAGGAAGUGGGUGCGGAUCCUGGAGAGUCUGCAGAACAUUGUGACCAAGAACCUCCUGAAGAGCCGACAGGUCCAUGUCCUGCAUGAGGCCUAUGACGCGUCGUUGCCUGUCAUCAAGACCACACUGUCAGCCGCUGUUCUUGAUCGAGAGCGGAUCGCCUUGGGAACAGAAGACGGACUAUUUGUGGUUGAAGUCACCAGAGACGUGAUCGUGCGAGCAGUUGACAGUAAGAAGGUUUAUCAGAUCGAGUUGAUCCCAAAGGAGAAAAUGAUUGCUUUACUCUGUGGUCGGAACCGUCAAGUUCACCUUCACCACUGGGGGGCGUUGGAGGGAACAGAGUCGGCAUUUGACAUCAAACUGACAGAGACCAAAGGUUGCCAGUCUCUGACCGCUGGGGUGCUGCGACCUGGAGGCCCCGCCUGCCUGCUGGCAUCUGUCAAACGGCAGGUCCUGUGUUAUGAGAUCACUCCGGCGAAGCCACACUAUAAGAAGCUGUGGGAGGUGCAGGCUCCAGGAUUGGUGCAGUGGUUGGGUAUGGUGAAGGAGCGGUUGUGUGUCGGGUACCCAUCGGGCUUUGCACUGCUGACCUUGCAGGGGGAGUCGUCCCCCAUCAGCCUGGUAAACCCCGCCGACCCGUCGCUGGCCUUCCUGUCCCAGCAGCCCCUGGACGCCCUUCAUGCUCUUGAGGUUGGAUCAAGUGAAGUGUUGCUCUGCUUCAGCCAACUUGGCAUUUAUGUGGACGGACAGGGACGCCGUUCACGCACCCAGGAACUGAUGUGGCCGGCCACGCCCCUCGCAUGUGGUUCUAACUCCUCCCACCUGACGGUCUACAGUGAAUAUGGAGUCGACGUGUUUGACAUACACACCACUGAGUGGGUUCAGACCAUCUCUCUCCGAAAGAUCAGACCUCUAAACGUUGAAGGGACCUUAAACCUGCUGAGCUCUGAACCACCGCGACUCAUUUAUUUCAGCAACAUGUCUUCAGAGGGCGACCUAACCAUCCCAGAGACAUCGGAUCACAGCAGGAAGUUGAUGGUUCGAACCCGCAGCAAGAGGAAGUUUCUGUUCAAGGUUCCUGAGGAGGAGCGACUUCAGCAGAGAAGGGAGAUGCUCAGAGACCCUGAGCUCAGAUCAAAGAUGAUCUCUAACCCAACAAACUUUAACCACGUCGCACACAUGGGACCAGGUGAUGGGAUGCAGGUGCUCAUGGACCUGCCUCUGGUUGGUGAUGUCACCUCCCUCUCCUCCUCCCCCUCUCCCUCCUCCCGUCACACCCUCAUCUCUCCUCCUUCCAACUUUGAGCACGUCUAUCACAUGACGUUGGUGUCGGCUGGCGCGUUCUUGCAGAAAGAAUCCUCCUCUUCCUCCCAGCUGAGCCUCCUGCAGCCUUCCUCCUCCUCCUCCUCCUCUUCCUCCCUCACACACCAGAGUGUGAUGAUGUCUCAGGACGACUCAGUUAAAGACAAGCCCCGCCCCCUGUCUAGUAUCUCCCGGCAACAGAGAAGCAAGACACAAAUCACACGCACAGCGUCAGAUUUUGGGGGCGGAGCUUCAUCUCGUGGUGUGUGUGAAUUAGAGGACAGAGACGACAGAGAGCCGGACUCUGACUCGACGAAACACUCGACUCCCUCCAAUAGCUCCGCCCCCCCUAGCCCUAACUCCCCCCACCGCAGUCGGCUAACCCUGGACAGCCUGGACUCUGAGUCGUGAGGCCCCACCCCCUGAGUCUGGGACCACGCCCUCCGGUGUCACACUGUAUGAAAUGAUUUUAAAGCUUUUAACUUGCACAUCGUCUUCUUCAUUUUGUAGAAAAAAAAAACCUUUGAUUUAAUGUUGGUGAUAAUAUUUCCUGACCCCACCCCCUCCUAGCCUGGGGGCGGGGACUCACAGUUGAAUGUUUGUAUGGAAACAGAAACAAUAAAAGAAUCUGAAGUGAAA
Molecule: messenger RNA, 5590 nt
Organism: Solea solea (common sole)
Lineage: Eukaryota; Metazoa; Chordata; Actinopteri; Pleuronectiformes; Soleidae
Gene: cdc42bpb
Product: CDC42 binding protein kinase beta (DMPK-like)
Exons: 39
Coding region: 44-5362 (1772 amino acids)
Biological process (GO): peptidyl-threonine phosphorylation; actomyosin structure organization
Cellular component (GO): cytoskeleton; cytoplasm
Molecular function (GO): protein serine/threonine kinase activity; ATP binding
Source: RefSeq, a predicted model, not a curated record